This is a messenger RNA of Cadophora gregata, 1411 nucleotides long. RefSeq lists its product as uncharacterized. Gene Ontology annotation, biological process: secondary metabolite biosynthetic process. The transcript has 4 exons. Gene Ontology annotation, molecular function: monooxygenase activity; FAD binding. Bases 381 to 1043 code for a protein of 220 amino acids. Lineage: Eukaryota; Fungi; Ascomycota; Leotiomycetes; Helotiales; Ploettnerulaceae. The record is from RefSeq and is a predicted model, not a curated record.
CGUCAAGUGAGAAGUCGGUAUCAGCAAUUGCGUCAGUGUUCAGAGAUCUGCAUGUAAGCUUGGUCAUAUACACUACAGGCUGAAUCGAAUGGCCGAAAGCCGCCCAUGAGUUACACGAGUCGUCGGUCAGCUGUCGAUCGCCGUCCAGGACAUGGGAUAAAAAGCCAAGACACGCCGCUCUCUUGAGCUUCAACCCACAGGGAAGAUAGCAUCUCGGCACCGCUCUCGCGAAAAGGGGACAUCAUGUAACCAUUGUUGAAUCUACCCCGCAGUUGAGUGAGAUUGGCGCUGGAAUACAGAUUCCUCCCAAUAGCUCCAGAAUACUAAUCGAACAUGGACUUCGAAACAAGCUCGAAGAAAAGUCUAUCGUGCCAAAGCGGAUGAAUGUAAGAAGAUAUGCGACUGGUGAAGUUGUCGGAGUGACAGAAAUCCAUCCUUUCAUGGAAGAAGCUUAUGGAUUCCCAAUGUGGUAUAUUCAUCGCGCAGAGUUCCAGAGCAUCUUGUAUGAAGCUGCAAAUGAAGCGGGUGUCAAGUUUCUUUUGGGUAGUCCUGUGGAGAAGUUGAAUGAAAUUGAAGCCGCCAUAUAUCUACGAGAUGGCAAAGAACUGAAAGCGGACUUGGUCAUCGGAGCAGAUGGUAUCCGCUCCAAGAUUCGCACGUCCAUCUCCAAAGACAAGACCAUCGAAUUUGAUAAGUCUCCUCACUGUGCGUAUCGCGCAAUGAUACCCGAGACUGUAUUACUUUCGGACCCAGAGACAGCUGGUAUCCUAAAAGUGCAUGAGUCCGAGCUCUGGAUAGGACCAGAGUCUCAUAUCAUGGCAUAUGCAGUCAAAGAUGGAUCCAAUGAUAUCCUUUACAACUUCGCCUUGUGCCACAGAGGAGAUGGGGAGACCGGAAAGUGGAACGAGCCUGGUGACCUGAAAGAGAUGAAGGUGAAGUACUCAAAGUGGGAGCCUGGGCUGCAAUGGCAGUCGAGGACGGAGCCGCGUUGGCGGAAUGUAUCUCCCGAGCAGAUUCGGCUUCUGAUCUACCGAACCUGCUGAAAGCUUUCGAAGCAGUGCGUAAACCAAGAUGUGAGGACAUAUCGGCAAAUUGCUUGACGAAUGCAGAAAUCUUCCAUUUGCCGGAUGGUCCAGCACAGGAGAGGCGAGACCUGGCGAUGAGGAAAGCCAUUGAAGGGGGAGAUAAGAAAGUGGAUGGAGGAGAAGGAGGUGGACAUAAGUAUAACAAUGAUAGCGUCAAAACUGGGCUGUUUGAUUAUGACAUUGUGAAAGAAAUGAACGCUGCUUUGGGCUAAAAAAAUGAGAUUUUGUCUUCACAAGUCCCCCCCCCCCCCAAAAAUUACGAGGAUAACAGUGAAUUCUUCUCCGUGAUGCAAAAUUGAUGGAUUGUUUAAUUAUUUUCACUUCCA